Callorhinchus milii (elephant shark) is the source of this 5651-nucleotide messenger RNA. It is a transcript of the gene dhx36, whose product is annotated as DEAH (Asp-Glu-Ala-His) box polypeptide 36. Lineage: Eukaryota; Metazoa; Chordata; Chondrichthyes; Chimaeriformes; Callorhinchidae. The coding region runs from base 16 to 2931 and encodes 971 amino acids. The transcript has 25 exons. The record is from RefSeq and is a predicted model, not a curated record. Gene Ontology annotation, molecular function: ATP binding; DNA helicase activity; G-quadruplex RNA binding. Gene Ontology annotation, cellular component: nucleus; intracellular anatomical structure; cytoplasm.
CAACGCUACGCCACGAUGAGCGGGUUCUCGAGGCACGGAGGCCGAGGCGGCGCGGCCUUUGAUCGCGAUGGCGGCGGCGGCGGCGCCAGUGGCAGCGGCGGGGCGCGCGGCCGACACCCGGACCACCUGAAGGGCCGCGACAUCGGGCUGUGGUACUCGCGGCGGCAGGGCCAGCGCAGCCAGGACAGCGAGCGCCAGCAGAGGGCGGUUGUGCACAUGGAUGAAUCCCGUGAGCAGCAUAUCACACGACUGCUGAAUUCUGUGCAGACACGGAGUGAUUUUAAAGAACCGCGUGUCACCUUGUCAGCCGAUUCCAGCAUGAACUGGAGAAGUGGAGCAAGCACCUGCCCGGUUAGCAGAGAAGUGAAGCCCGUGAACAAGGAAAUAAAAUCCGUGUUCACUGCAGACCUGGAGUUUCUCUUUCAAACCAUUAAUCGGGAUAUGUUUUUGGACGAGGAGCUGAGGGAAGAUCUGGAAAAGAAGAGGGUCAAUUCCAGAUAUCUCGAGAUGAAGAAAUUCCGGGAAAAGCUCCCGUCUUACUCCAUGAGGAACGAGCUGGUUGAGUUAAUAAAUGAAAAUCAAGUGGUGGUAAUCAGUGGAGAAACUGGCUGCGGGAAGACCACCCAAGUGACUCAGUUUAUUUUGGAUGACCACAUUGAGAGAGGAGUGGGCUCUCUGUGCCGCAUCGCCUGCACCCAGCCUCGCCGCAUCAGUGCAAUCUCUAUAGCUGAGAGAGUGGCAGCGGAAAGAGCAGAAACCUGUGGAGAUGGCAACAGCUCUGGUUACCAGAUCAGGCUGCAGAGCCGGUUGCCACGGAAACAAGGCUCCAUCUUGUACUGCACCACAGGCAUCAUUCUGCAAUGGCUUCAGUCUGAUUCCCUUCUGUCCACGGUCAGUCAUCUGAUUUUGGAUGAAAUCCACGAGAGGAGUUUACAUUCGGAUGUUCUGAUGACGAUUGUGAAGGAUAUUUUACCGUUCAGACCCGAUCUGAAGGUGGUCUUGAUGAGUGCCACACUGAAUGCUGAGAAAUUCUCACAAUACUUUGAUAGAUGCCCCAUAAUUCACAUACCAGGGUUUACUUACCCAGUGAGAGAGUACAUUCUGGAGGAUGUAGUUGAGUUAAUCCGCUAUUUCCCAAAAGAGCAAGUUGUUCGGAAAACAUCAUCUAAGAGGAGGUUUAUGCAAGGCUGUCCAUCUCGCCCGGACAAAGAGCAAAAAGAGGAGGAAUAUCAGCUGCAAUGGGCAAAAUAUCUAAGAGAUCUGCAGGAUAGCUACUCUGCUAGCACAAUCGAGGUUUUAGAAAUGCUGGACGAGGAUGAUAAGAUUGACCUGAACCUGAUAGUCGCUCUCAUUAGACACAUUGUUCUCCAAGGGGAGGAUGGAGCCAUAUUAGUCUUCCUUCCGGGCUGGGAUAAUAUCAGCACCUUGCAUGACCUUCUCAGCUCACAAACUAUGUUCCAAUCAGACCGGUUUGUGAUUAUUCCUCUUCAUUCGCUGAUGCCUUCAGUCAAUCAAACCGAGGUGUUUAAAAAGCCACCUCCAGGUGUUCGGAAGAUUGUAAUUGCCACCAACAUUGCAGAGACCAGCAUCACCAUAGAUGAUGUAGUUCAUGUGAUAGAUGGAGGGAAGAUAAAAGAAACGCACUUUGAUACCCAGAACAAUAUCAGCACAAUGGCAGCGGAGUGGGUCAGCAAAGCGAAUGCCAAACAGAGGAAAGGUCGGGCUGGCAGGGUGCAGGCUGGCCACUGCUACCACUUGUACAAUGGAUUGCGUGAGUGUUUGCUGGAUGAUUAUCAGUUACCUGAAAUCAUGAGGAUUCCUCUGGAAGAGCUCUGCUUACAGAUAAAGAUAUUAAGGCUCGGUCGCAUUGCCUCUUUCUUGGAGAAGGUAAUGCAGCCACCAUCGAAGGAAGCUGUUGAACUUGCUGUAAACCAUCUAAAGGAACUGAACGCCUUGGAUAGGAAUGAAGAGCUUACUCCGCUCGGGGUACAUCUAGCCCGGCUGCCAGUGGAGCCCCACAUUGGGAAGAUGAUUCUAUUUGGAGCCCUGUUGUGCUGCUUGGAUCCAGUCCUCACCAUUGCAGCCAGCCUCAGCUUCAAGGAUCCGUUCGUGAUCCCACUGGGUAAAGAGAAAAUUGCCGAUGGGAAAAGACGAGAAUUAUCUAAGGGGUCUCGGAGUGACCAUCUGACAGUGGUGAACGCAUUUAAGGGCUGGGAAGAAGCAAAAAGACGAGGUUUCCGGUCGGAACGAGACUAUUGCUGGGAAUUCUUCCUUUCUGCAAACAAUUUGCAGAUGCUUCAUAACAUGAAGAGUCAGUUUGCUGAGCACCUGCUAGGGGCAGGCUUUGUCAGCGGGAGAAACCCCAAGGAUACCAGAGCAAAUAUAAAUUCAGAGAAUGAAAAGCUGAUUAAAGCAGUCAUCUGUGCUGGGUUAUAUCCCAAGGUGGCAAAGAUCCGACCCAGUUUCAGCAAGAAGAGGAAAAUGGUUAAAGUUUCCACAAAAUCCGAUGGAAGGGUUAACAUCCACCCCAAGUCAGUGAAUGCCGAGGAGGGCGAGUUUAAUCACAACUGGCUGAUCUACCACCUGAAGAUGCGAACGAGCAGUAUCUACCUGUACGAUUGCACUGAAGUCUCUCCUUACUCGCUGCUGUUCUUCGGAGGAGAUAUCUCGAUCCAGAAGGAGCAGGACCAGGAGACCAUUUCUGUUGACGAAUGGAUUGUUUUUCAGUCCCCGUCCAGAAUAGCACAUUUAGUUAAGGAUCUGAAGAAAGAAUUAGACUCUCUGCUACAAGAGAAGAUUGAAAAGCCACAGCCUGUGGACUGGAACCAUCGAUCUAAGGACUGCGCUGUUCUGUCCGCCAUCAUAGACCUGAUCACCACACAGGACAAUGCCACCGCCAGGAAUUAUGCGCCUCGAUUCCAGACCUACUGAAGCCAAGAUAAGGACUUUUGGUGAAGAUAUUUGGACAUUUGCCCCUUGUCCCGGCAAACCAAAUGUGCAUGUAAGAAAGUCAUUCAUUUUGAUGUCUCGUUGUGUGCAGCUGCAAUCCACUAUGGACAUGUCCAGGCACUGCAAUGGGUUUAGGAUGCAGCAACUAUUCUCAUACAUAGUGAAUGGCCCUCACUGUUUUCACGUUGUCCUCCACAUUGCCACGGAGGAGGGGAAUUCAGAAGCUUUGGCUUUAGAAGCUUUGGCCAAACUGAGCCAAUUCCCAUUCCUCAUUAGCAGUCCGAGAGUCCCCUUGUGUGGCUCCUCUCUCCUGAAGCCAACUCCGGUAGUGAUUCCGCUAUCUUCUGCAGCUUGCCAGACAGAGAGAUACCCUGUUUGAAAUAAAUGUUAAUUUUGGGUUGUGAACCUGCCAAAAAAAAAUAUUCUUCGUCUUUACUCUGUGCCCCACUGAGCAGUGUCCAGUUCCGCCCUCCACAUAACUGGUCUUGCUGCCCAGUUAUUCACAAUCUCUGGUACCGGCAAGUGUUCGACCACUGCCUCCUUGCCACUUUGUGGCACGGAACAAGGGCCACUGCUGGAGCCGGAGUGCUCCAGUGAUCCAGUCCACACUGUUCAGAAGCCGCUACUCCUGAAAUCCCAGCAGCCCGUUGCUCCCUGUCUGAGGAAUAAUGCGGCAAUUUUGGGGCAGGAAGGGAAAAGCCUGGAGAAAUGGUUCAGUGUCUGCACCAGCGACACUUCACCUCCGCUCCUCUUAAAGAAACUCCGAGCUCUUGACCCAACGUGGCGGUGACGUUGUCUGGGCAUCUUGAUGCAGUGUUUGGAUCAAUCCAGACCCUGAGCAUCGGUGCAGGGAGUGGAGUGUCUCAGUCCACAUUCACACCCAGGGUAUUGGGUAUUGCUGGAGGAAUUCACUUCCCUGGGAGAGGUGAAGGGCCUGAAUUUGUCAAUGUUGGAGUUCAUGAAAUUCCUUCGUCAGUGUGUUGAGGUAGUGCUGACUGCUUUAACUGCAGCAUGGUUAUAUUAUUUUACGUUAGUUAAAUCUAGUACUCGGCUCUCUGACAUGUGCUCUGUGCACCACACAGGCCUGAGAAGCCAUUUCAUUUAUUUGAUAUAAUUCUAGAUUAGCAUCCAGGAGGUUCAGCUUGGCCUUUACCAACUGGACAUUGAUCCUAGUUUAGUUGCCCAUGAGUAACAUAGAUAGGUUACGUGACUAACUCUAGUUAGCUUAUUACUACAGAGGAUUCAGAAAGCGACUCUCAGCUUGGCGGAUUUUUGUCCCCUGUAUUUUCUAGUUGGCAGCCAAGUCGUGUUUGGGAUGUUGGGGCCAGAUUUUGAUGGCACCAAUGUGAUGGGUUUCUGUGCGAGUACAUUUCUGGAUAUUUCUAAUCACCAAGAGUACGGCUUUCCCCAAGCACUAUGGAAGCAAGGUUUAUAAGCCGGGCAUCUCCUGAAACGUCAUUGCCACAAAUAUUAUAACAUACAAUUUAGAAGAGUUCUUAAAUCAAGGCUUCAGCAUUUAUAGUGUAUUGGUUAGAGCACUCGCCUCGCAAGCAAGAAGACCCGGGCAGGGCGAAACCUAAGGCAAGUUUUCUUACUCCAGACGCCUCUGUUUCCCUAGCAGUAAGUAGGAAUCCGGUUGUUAGUCAAUUGGCAAAUUGCUUUCCAAAGGUAAUAAACCCUUCAAAAAAAAUAAUAACUUGGUCACUCAAUCCACAACUGUUUGUGAGACACUGCUGUGCGCAAUUGGGUGCCUCAUUUCACCCACAAAAUAUACAGUCACUGCAUUUAGUAUAUUCUGUGAAGCGCUUUGAAACAUCUCAACGACGUGAUCAGGCCCUAUAUCAAAUGCAAGUAUUAUCAUUACAUCGGCAAGGUGAAGUGCUCAAUACCACAGUGUUGACAUAGAGGACACGGCCGAGCACUCUUCUGCAUGUGACAUCCGCAGACAUCGGUCAACUUCCACAUGUAUGCGGUUGACACUCAACUCUCUCUCUAUCUCUCUGCCUCCACCCUUGACUCCAGGACCACUGCUGUCUGGCCUGACCUCUAUCAGUGGUUGGACCUUCAGCCUCUCAUGUCUCCACCCUUUGGAACUCCAUCCUGCAAGUCCCUUCGCCUUGCUCCCUCCCUUGCUUCCAAGGCACAUCUCAAGACACUCCUCUUCGACUGUGCCUUCGGUCACCCUCCUACCCCUGCCCUCCUCCACCCCUCCCGAUCCCAACCCCCUGCCUGUACAGCGCCUUGGGACAUCCUCCUGACGUGAAAGGUGCUAGACAAAUUUAAUGUUGUUGUUGAAUCCUGAGUGUGGAGAGAAUGACUUCUCGUGAUCUUUGGACCAAGAGCCAGCAGAGAGAGAGGAAGUUGUGGGGAUUGUGGAGGAUAACCUAAUUCAAAAACAAUUACUGCUGCAUUUAAAGGUAUAUAUAGCCAAGUGUCUUGAGUGACUAAUUGAGAUUGUGCUCAGCUCUGUCCUUCUCAGUGCUUGUGUUGUGUGCAGUGAAAGGUCCAGCGUCUAGUUGUGAUCUUCAUUCCAAUAGAUACUGCCGGGUAAUGAACAGUUUGCUGUUUGUGUUGUUUCUAUGUAUGGUUUGCUGUUGCUUGCUUUUCUAGCUGUGCUAUUUAUUUCUGUCUGUUUCAAAGUAUAGAGCUAGUUUGUUUUAAUUAUCCAGAAACAUUUCCCAUUAAAUGCUGAAAAAUUCAAA